Molecule: messenger RNA, 3306 nt
Organism: Camellia sinensis
Lineage: Eukaryota; Viridiplantae; Streptophyta; Magnoliopsida; Ericales; Theaceae
Source: RefSeq, a predicted model, not a curated record
AUGCCGACGGCUGCACGAGCUCGUCCCAUUUGCUGGGUCCAAGAAAAAAAGGGCACUGCAACCUUUUAUGUGGGAGACCGAUCCCAAACAACGACGACGACACUCCCUUUCUCUACCUCCUACACUAUUCUCAAACAAUGCAACUCUUUACUCGACGCCAAGCAACUCCACCAGCAAAUCACGGUUCGAGGCCUCACAGACCCCCACACACUAACCCACCUCAUAAGCACCUACACAUCCUUCGACGCCCACUCCCUCGCCCUCGCCGCCCUCCAGCGCCUCCCUCCCUCUCCCUCCGCUGUCUUCUGGUGGAACCACCUCAUCCGCCGCCACGUCCGCCUCGGUUUCCUUAACGCCGUCCUCCGCCUCUUCCUCCUUAUGCGCCGCCUCGGGUGGCGCCCUGACGGCUACACCUUCCCUUUUGUUCUCAAGGCCUGCGGCGAGCUCCCCUCGUUCCGCCGCGGCGCUUCUGUCCACGCCGUUGCGUGUGUUCAAGGGUUUCAGUCCAAUGUCUAUGUUUGUAAUGCGGUUGUUGCGAUGUACAGUCGUUGUGGUGCUUUGGACGAUGCACACCAUAUGUUUGAUGAAUUGUUGAUGAGAGGUAUUGGUGAUUUGGUCUCGUGGAAUUCGAUUGUGGCUGCUUAUGUGCAGAACGGGGAUCCGUGGACUGCUCUGAAGAUGUUUGAUAAGAUGAACUUAGAUACCGGUUUUCAAUUUCGUGCGGAUGCUAUUACCAUAGUUAAUAUCCUUCCGGCUUGUGCUAGUGCUGGGGUGAGGGGUAAGCAGGUUCAUGGUUAUGCAGUUCGAAACAGGCUUUUGGAGGAUUUGUUCGUGGCCAAUGCCUUAGUGGACAUGUAUGCGAAGAACGGAUUGAUGGACGAAGCAAACAAGGUUUUCGAGGGGAUGGGGGUGAAGGAUGUUGUUUCCUGGAAUGCAAUGGUAACUGGGUAUUCUCAAAUUGGUAGAUGCGACGAAGCUCUCAGUUUAUUUGAGAAAAUGCGGGAGGAGAAUAUUGAGUUGAAUGUUGUGACAUGGAGUGCUGUAAUUGCAGGUUAUGCUCAGAGUGAUCAUGGCUAUGAAGCGCUCAACGUGUUUAGGCAAAUGCAACUUUGUGGAUCCGAACCUAAUGCUGUUACCCUCGUGUCUCUUCUGUCCGGGUGUGCUUCUGCACGAGCAUUGCUUCAAGGGAAGGAGACUCAUUGUUACGCCAUCAAAUGCGUUCUUAGUUUAGAUGGUAGUGAUCCUGGGGACAAUUUGAUGGUGAUCAAUGGUCUGAUUGACAUGUAUUCUAAAUGCAAAAGUACGAAAAUCGCUCGCGCUAUUUUUGACUCCAUAGCUCCGAAGGAAAGGAAUGUCGUGACCUGGACUGUUAUGAUUGGUGGGUAUGCCCAACAAGGGGAUUCCAAUGAUGCAUUGGAACUUUUCUCGAUCAUGCUGAAUCGGGAUAAUUCUGUAGUGCCAAAUGCAUUUACAAUAUCGUGUGCUCUGAUGGCUUGUGCUCAUCUGGCGGCACUAAGACUUGGUAGUCAAAUUCAUGCUUACGUAUUACGCAACAGUUAUGGGUCUGUGAUGCUAUUUGAAGCCAAUUGCCUAAUAGAUAUGUAUGCCAAAUCUGGAGAUGUCAAUGCUGCUCGUGCUGUGUUUGAUAACAUGUAUCAUAGAAAUGCUGUCUCUUGGACAUCCCUAAUGACAGGUUACGGCAUGCAUGGUCGCGGUGAAGAGGCUCUCCAAGUUUUUGAUGAGAUGAGGAGGGCGGGUCUGGUGCCUGACGGUGUAACUUUUGUUGUACUGCUCUAUGCUUGCAGUCACUCAGGAAUGGUUGAUCAGGGAAUUAAAAUUUUUAACAGAAUGAGAUUGGAAUAUGGGGUUGUUCCCGGGGUAGAACACUAUGCUUGCAUGGUUGACCUCUUGGGUCGGGCUGGUCGUUUGAAUGAAGCUAUGAAACUGAUAGAAGGCAUGCCUAUGGAACCAAGCCCAAUAGUAUGGGUGGCAUUAUUAAGUGCUUGCCGGACCCAUGCCAAUGUGGAAUUUGGGGAAUAUGCUGCAAAUAAAUUGUUAGAAUUAGAUUUAGAGAAUGAUGGAUCGUAUACUCUACUUUCAAACUUAUAUGCCAACGCUAGGCAAUGGAAAGAUGUGGCGAGGAUCAGAUCUUUGAUGAAACAUACUGGGAUCAAGAAGAGACCUGGCUGCAGCUGGGUCCAAGAAAAAAAGGGCACUGCAACCUUUUAUGUGGGAGACCGAUCCCAUCCAAUGUCUCGACAAAUAUAUAAUGUACUUGCAGAUAUGAUUCGCCGCAUUAAAGCCAUUGGCUAUUUUCCUGAGACAAGCUUUGCUCUACAUGAUGUAGAUGAUGAGGAGAAAGGGGAUCUUCUUUUUGAACAUAGUGAAAAGUUGGCUCUUGCCUAUGGCAUCCUCACAUCUCCUCCGGGGGUGCCCAUUAGGAUCACCAAAAACUUGCGUGUCUGCGGUGAUUGCCAUAGUGCUAUUACUUACAUUUCUAGAAUCAUCAACCAUGAAAUCAUACUGAGGGAUGCAAGUCGCUUUCAUCAUUUCAAGAAUGGAUCUUGCUCCUGCAGGGGGUAUUGGUGAAGAUGGGAUCAUGAAUGUCUGGCUGAAUAGUUGGAUACUUAAUGCGUCUUUGUCAUGCGAUAUAAUGAACGGCAAAGGAACCCUGGAAGGGUCUUUGGCAAUCAUGUUUGUUGAUAAAGUGCGCUAUCAACAGAGACUAAAAUUCUGGCUAUAUAUGGCAAUAUUGACAGUGAUUGAUGGAGGAUAUUGAUGGGAUGGGAUUUGUGGAGGGCAGGUGGCUGCAACGUUGCAAUGCUUCAACGAUAUGACGAUGGAAGCGGCAAUGCAAAGCAAUGGGGAUGUAGACCAAGAAAUCGUAAUGCUAAAUUGCGAUGUAGCGAUGGUGACUAGUGGUGGUUGAUGGCGGUGAGGCAGUAAUAGUGUAGCAAUGGCAUGAUGAUUGCAAAUAUGUUAUGGCUAUGGUGGUGUGGUGGUGAUGGUACAAGACAAUGGAGGGUUCGACUGAUCAAAUGAAGAGAAAUUAGAACAAGCAAUCACUGGAGCUUUGAGUACCUUGUUGGUCUCCACAUCAAGGGUUGAAGCAAUGGUACCUUACCGUUCUCAAAAUUAGAGUAAACAAUCGGAAAAAAAAAAAAAAAAGUAAAAGAAACUAAACAAUAACAAAAUUCUCAAUGCAAUGUUAUUCUUGAGAUUAAAUGUGCCUCCUCCAAUAACAAUAAGCCUAAUAUUUACAGGCCAACCACAAAGCUGCUUAUUACAUAUAUUAAUUAAAAUCAA